Molecule: messenger RNA, 759 nt
Organism: Chara braunii
Lineage: Eukaryota; Viridiplantae; Streptophyta; Charophyceae; Charales; Characeae
Source: the annotation of a GenBank genome assembly
UUGAUGCCUUUUCAAGAAUCCUGGUCAGGGAACGCAAUAAAGAGGAAUGAGAAUGUAGGCAGAUAGUGAUGGAAGUGGAGAGCAGGAUCGGGGAAGACCCCUUCACAGACAUUUAUUGGGAAAGGAGAAAAGAUGAAUGGCUUAGGAAGUGGGAUGUGCUGCAGAUACGUCAACAAGAAGUAUGGGCCAAAAGAGCCAGCGAGCGGGGCAUGGCGCAAGUUGACAGAAUGUCCAAAGAAACGUUUCAGAGACUGUGUCCGGCUAGAACUCACAGUGUGAUCAGAGCCUUAGAGCAUCCGUUCAACUCGCAGACGGACAUUGCAGAGGACACUGAGGUCAUGACAGUCUAUGCAACUGAGUACUACAACGAUAUUUUGACAUCACGAAUGCCGGCAGAAGAAUCCUUGGCAGAUCUGCAAGCUGAAGGGAACCUCUGGCAGUCCUCCCCACAUCGCUUUAAACAAGAUCAACGUCUGUCCUUGGACAGACCAUUGACCCUGGAAGAGCUCAAGGAGGCAGUCGCAGACAUGGCCAAAGGAAAAGCGCCGAGAGAUGAUGGUCUCCCAGUGGAGUUCUACCAGGCCACUUGGGACCAGGUGGGCCCGAUUCUGCUCAGGCUAUUCAACAAGAUCCUGGAAGGAGGAUCACUAACGGAGGACAUGUGACGUGGGACAAUCACUCUGUUAUACAAGAAGGGGGAUAAGAAGAACGUGCGUAACUGGAGACCCAUCACCCUUUUAAAUGCGUCGUAUAAGAUCC